UGCAGCCUCGAGGGCAACGGGGGCGCCCACUCGACCGCGCGGGGAGACCCUGGAACGUCGCUGGUCCUGGCAGCCGGCGGCGGCGCCGACGGCUUGGAGAAGAACGAUACGUUCGAGCGCCAGGUCAGACGCCUCGAGGGCGCGAACGGCCAACAGCCCGCCCAGAAGAGCUGCGCAGGCGUCAGCGCCAACAACAAAUCCCUGUACGCGCUGAUGAUGACCAUGUUGUUGUCGCUCGUCCAGAGCCGUCGGAACAUAGAGGGGGUGCUCUUCGACGUGCUGAUCGUCACAUCGGACCUCCCCGAGGUACUGAAGAUGCAGGCGCUCCAACUGCGGCAGCAGCGCAUAGGCAAGCAGAACUUCGACAAGUUGCAGGAGUUCAAGCAGCAUCUCGCGACUCUCGGGUACGACGAGACGAUGGACAUCAUUCGCUUCACCAAAGUGGACAAGUGCUACGACCAGGGCAAGCGCAGGAUCACCCUCUGCAUCGGAGAAUAUCGCAAAGAGGUGAUCGGCGCCCUUCAGCAAUUGGGCGCGGAGCUCAAGUCGGGGCGGGCCCCAGCCAGCCACAUGGAGCGCGAGCUGCAGGAGUGCCUGGAG
Molecule: messenger RNA, 600 nt
Organism: Prorocentrum cordatum
Lineage: Eukaryota; Dinophyceae; Prorocentrales; Prorocentraceae
Source: the annotation of a GenBank genome assembly